CGGGAGGCCGAUGCAAAACACGCCUAUUGACGCACUCACGCCUUAUUGACGCACUCUGCAGUGUAAAAACCACCAUGGCGCUGUGCAAGAGAGGGGUCCAAUGCUGUGUUACAACGAUAAUACGAUGCAGUUAUCCAUUUCAAGGGAUCUCAACCGUGUCGACAUACACUCCAAUAUUAGCCUACUCAAGAUUAAGUGUAUUAUCCUGCAGGCACUACUCGUUAUCUCAGGGCAGACUAGGCAUAUUUCAGAGAGCCAGUGAGAGGUAUGAGAAAUUCCUUGAACAUCGAUUCCCCCGCCUCUACAUCCUUUAUACCACCUUUGUGAAAGGAUUUCGGCUCAUGGUACACGAUGUGAGGGAAACGAAGAGGAUAAGGAUGAAAAUGCUCACUCAAGAUGUUUCACUCAAAGAACUGCCCUACCGUGAGAUGGAGACCAUCAUUCUGUUUCGCAAAGACAUGAUAAAAGCCAUUCCCCUGGUGAUAAUAUCUAUCCCGCCUUUUGCCAUCAUUUUGGUUUUCACUCUUAUGUGCCUGUUCCCUAGGCAGCUCCUGAUUCGUCACCUGUGGACUCCGCAGCAGCAGCAGGACUUCCAGAGAUUGUACCACGAGCAGAGAUGCCGACACCGUGAGAACAUCCUGAAGGGUGUGGCCUGGUCAAUACCUCACAUCAAAGAGUGGACCCUCCGCAGCCAUCUGCUUACUCUUAUCAGCAAGGUGCAGAGUGGGGCUCACCCCAGUGUGAAAGACAUCAGUGCAGCGAGAGGCGUGUUUUCCGGACAACCACUGGGAUUAACAGGCAUGGACUCUGGUCACAUGAGGCUGCUGUGCUCCCACCUCUUGCUGAACCCCUGGCUCCCUGGGUUCCUGCUCCGGCGACGGCUGAGGGCCAAAGCCCUGGACCUGCUUUACUUGGAUCAGGCUCUAGACACACUGGGACAGGGCCAACUCACUGACGCAGAGAUUAGAGAGGCCUGCUAUCUGCGGGGUCUCAAUCCCAGUAGCCUCACCACUAGCCAGUGUCGAGAGUGGCUCCUCCAGUGGCUUCAGCUGUCUACCCAGCUCACAGAAUCAGAGACAUCUCUUCUGCUGCACAACAUGGUCCUGCUCUCAGUAAACUAUCCCAGCUCCUGACCAGAGGAACAAAAGCAUGCAGCGGCAACCAGACUUCAUUAUAUUUAUUAAUUUGCUCUCAGGCAAGAAAGUCUAAUGGAACAGCGACAAUUGUUUUCUUGGGAUAGAAAGGGAAAGAAUGAUCCAAACUGGUCAAUUGUUACCAUGUGGAGAAUCAAUGAUUCAGUGCAUGGAUGACAUUGACUUUUACUGUGUUGUAUGUCUUAAUUCAUUCCAGUCAAUUGAUGUCACACAUUUGGUUGCAAUCACACGUGUACGUACACACACACACACAACAAUAGACGUCACGCAUAUGUCUUGUGGAAUGAAUUGGAAAGAGAUGCACUGGAUAAUGUGACUCAAAAGAAGGAGCUCGCACACACUCAAACUUUUAUUUGGCAUGCAAACAUUUCAGUCUACCAACUGGUGUUCAGCAUAGAAGUGGGUUCCCAAAUAUGCCAAUGCUGUACCUUGCUCUUCCAAAAUGUAUAAAUGUCCUGUUGUGGGGCUGUAUAUUGAUACUUUCAAGGAGAUAGUAUGGGACAUUUUUAUGUGUGGUGUUAAUGUAAGUGUUCCUUUUAGGUAACUUCUUGACUUGGUAAGUAUGGUGCAUUGUAAAAUGAUAGUCUGUCAGGUCAGAACACCAGUCUGUAAGGCGCAUACUUAUAUAGGCCUACCAUAAUAAAUUUGAGACAUUUGUUAAAUUUUUUAUCUGAAUUUAUUUGUAACAAGCAUACCACUGGAAACCAUAUUGCAACCAAAAGAUGCGGGUGCAUAUUUAGUUUCACCUAAUAUAAGGUACAUCUAAUAAAAAAAUAAGCACAGUGUUCAUGUGUAUGACACUA
Messenger RNA from Oncorhynchus kisutch (coho salmon), 1957 nucleotides. RefSeq names its product LETM1 domain-containing protein 1. NCBI's taxonomy places the organism in Eukaryota, Metazoa, Chordata, Actinopteri, Salmoniformes, Salmonidae. Gene Ontology annotation, cellular component: mitochondrial inner membrane. Gene Ontology annotation, biological process: intracellular monoatomic cation homeostasis. The record is from RefSeq and is a predicted model, not a curated record. The coding region runs from base 75 to 1133 and encodes 352 amino acids. Gene Ontology annotation, molecular function: ribosome binding. The transcript has 9 exons.